CGUCAUGUUUUGUUUGACCGCCGGGGAGAAGAAGAAGAGCAGCGGUCUAGUUUUUGUCGCAUCCUGAGCGCCGGGAUAAAGAUUUCUGAAGGCCACGGUCCAGAAUCUUUUGGACAUCCCUGCUGGAGGAUGAGAUGAUGAAUGGAGAGGAUGGUCAUCAGCUUCACAAUCAAGUUGUCAUUUGCAGUGGACAGCUGCGUCCCAGAUGACAAAAGGCCGUCCACGCCAGAAGGACCUGAAUCGAAAGCAGCCGGCAGCCAGUCUAAAGGUCCUCACCGCUGCACAGAAUGUGGGAAGGAGUUUUCUCGCCCCUCUCGGCUGGCAAACCACAUGACCACACACUCUGGCGAGAAACGCUACAGCUGUCCAGUGUGCGGGAAGCGCUUCACCCAGAAAGUGAAUGUGGUCAUCCACCAGCGUGUGCACACGGGUGAGAAACCGUACUCCUGCUCCGAGUGUGGGGUGAGCUACGCCCAGAUGGGGUGCCUGCGAAGGCAUCGACUGAAGCACGCCCCAGAAAAACCAUUUCACUGCUCAGUGUGUGGGCGGGGCUUUGUUCAGAAGCGUUAUCUGGUCCAGCACCUACGUUCACACACCGGAGAGAAGCCGUUCGCCUGCCCGUCUUGCCCAAAACGUUUCGCUUCCAGGACGGGCCUCAUAGAUCACAGGAACACCCACGCAGAGGAAAACCUGUUCUCCUGCUCCUUGUGCAAGAAGGUUUUUACCACCAGGUCUUCAUUCAGGGACCAUGUGAGGCUCCACACAGGACAGAACCCCCAUCCCUGCUCGCUGUGCUCUAAAAGCUUCAACCGGCCGGGCUUGUUGAGGAAGCACAUGCUAAAACACGCUGCAGAGGAAAGCACACCUCCUGUGAAGGAGGAGCGGUCUUUGGACGCCUGUCCCACUGCUGAUGACCCCCAGCAGCAGAAUCAAAUCCAGCAGAGGGCGCCGUCAUUCAUUUGCGAAAUCUGCAGCCGUGGUUUUACCAGAGCGAGUCGUUUACGGGAGCACAUGAGGUUUCACACCGGAGAGAGACCCUUCCAGUGUGACGUCUGCAAGAAACGCUUCACCCUUCAGGGGGUGCUGAAGAAGCACCUGGCAAUCCACAGCAGGGAGGGACAGAAUGUCACGGCGCCACCAGGUGACGACACGCCAGCUGAUGACGUCUUGUUAGCUGAUGAGUCCCAACUGCCAGAGGAGGGCGACCAGCCAGAGGACAGCAGCGCCAACGGGCAACAGGAUCUGAUGGUCAAGAUCAAAGAAGAGGAGGGCACAGAAUGCACACCGGUGUCCUAUGAGGGUGCAGCGCUUUCACUGCCCGAGGUCAGUCCAGGUGGAGGAAAGAAACGUCACUCCUGCUCCAUCUGCGGUAAAAGUUAUCAGCGGCCGUCCCGCCUCAAAGAGCACGCCAAAAUCCACUUACCGGAGAAACUGUACAGCUGCUCUGUGUGUGGUAAGGCCUUCUCCACGACGACCAAUCUGAGAGCCCACGAGAAAACUCACAUGCUACACAAACCCUAUCCCUGCGCCAUCUGCCCCAGGAGCUUCCUGCGACCCGCUCAGCUGCACAAACACAUGCGAAUCCACAUCCGGGAUGGACUUGUCAACGGGACCAUGGAGGACUCAGAUGUUUCAGCCUCCAGACCUCAGUCUGGUAGCCAUAGUGAUAAGGCCAGUGUGAAGUUGGAGGAUGAUUGCGAUCUGUCAGAAAACAAAGGAGAUGAUGUCAGCGGGCUGAUCAACUCUGAUGGUGAGGAAGAGGACUGGAGGCCCGUCGUCAUCGAUCAAGACGUCUGUGCAGAGGUCCAGACAGGUGAGCGCAGCGAUGGAAAAGGGAAGUACUGCUGCCCGGUUUGCGGCCGUGACUGCUUCAAGAUGUCCGCACUGCAGAAACACCUGCGGAUCCACUCAGGCGAGCGGCCGUACCAGUGCGCCAUCUGCAAGAAGAGCUUCACCCAGCACGUGCACAUGACCGAGCACCAGAGGAUCCACACCGGAGAGAAGCCAUACGCCUGUCCAGACUGUGACAGGCGUUUCACUUUCUCCAGUGCGCUUCGGCGCCACCAGCGGGUGCACAACGACGCCCGGCCGUAUCAGUGCGAAGUCUGUAGUAAGUGCUUCAAGCAUCCGAGCGCCCUGAAGAGCCACCAGCUAACGCACUCCGGCGUCCGGUACCAGUGUCCGCUCUGCACCAAGAACUUCAGCCGGGCGUUGGAGCUCAGCUACCACGUGGAUAUGCACUCAGACAGCCGGCCGUAUUUCUGUCACAUUUGCCAGAAGAACCUCAGCAACGCAAAGAUCUUCCGCAAACACAUGAAGAAACACGAGUCACCGACUUCAAAGUUGUCACUGAUGACGCAGCUGCGCAAGGAGCAGGUCGAGGCACUUGUAGACGCGUGAAGGUACAACAGAGCACCAGAGCCACGGUUUGGACAGGGGGAAAGAAAUCUGAGGUUUGUAGGGUAAAGUUUCAAGAAGACGUUGAUAAUUUCACUGUAAAUUAACUCUACAGGAAAAAUGACACCACAUUAAAAAGCCGUUUCUGUGAUGUUAAAAACAGUCUGUGCAGUGACAUAUUUUGCAUUUCUGAAUUGUGUAAUUUGCAGGCUGAAUUUCUCACCUUUACACCAUAACUCAUCUCCAUCCCAUCAACAUGGCUACCAUGGAUAUGUUUACAUUCACACCCAAAGCCUGGAUUAGUUGGUAGAUCCAGGAUCUGGGGAUGUUAAUCCAAUUUGACCGGUUCUUGGAACCAAAGUGAGGCUUUGGUUAGGCAAGAAGGAGUCCAUCAUCAUCUGAGAUGGUUACGUGCAGCUGUGGUCAUUGAACGUGGUGAGUCCUUGAGGACUCCUGUCUGAUUUCAUCUGUCAACCUGUCCAUCACCACUGCAAACAGUGUAGUUCUACCUCCAUCUUGAACACACCUGUCAUUCCUGCUGCACAUCUCACCGCUGUUACACUGUCCUUGGACUUAUCUUGCACCACCCUCACAUGUCUCCCUGCCACUCCGGACUUGCUCAUACUGGGCCUCAUGUGUCAACGUUGCGUACGGCGAUAUUUCAGCGUAUAUAGGGUGUAUGCGAAAAUGGCUGCGCUACUUGGCAUUUAUCAAUGUGGUCGUUGGCGUACGGUGCGCUGAAAAUAUACACCAGGUCGAGAGGUGGUGUAAAUUAUACACCAAAAUGAACCAGCACUGGAAUCCA
This is a messenger RNA of Thalassophryne amazonica, 3202 nucleotides long. RefSeq names its product zinc finger protein 436-like. The transcript has 8 exons. Lineage: Eukaryota; Metazoa; Chordata; Actinopteri; Batrachoidiformes; Batrachoididae. Gene Ontology annotation, molecular function: RNA polymerase II cis-regulatory region sequence-specific DNA binding; DNA-binding transcription factor activity, RNA polymerase II-specific. Gene Ontology annotation, biological process: negative regulation of transcription by RNA polymerase II; regulation of cytokine production; regulation of immune system process. The record is from RefSeq and is a predicted model, not a curated record. The coding region runs from base 142 to 2400 and encodes 752 amino acids.